Molecule: messenger RNA, 2850 nt
Organism: Pyrenophora tritici-repentis Pt-1C-BFP
Lineage: Eukaryota; Fungi; Ascomycota; Dothideomycetes; Pleosporales; Pleosporaceae
Product: Trichoplein multi-domain protein
Biological process (GO): RNA processing
Molecular function (GO): ribonuclease III activity
Source: RefSeq, a predicted model, not a curated record
AUGUUUGACAAGCUUGGCCAUGGCCGCAUUUCACGGCUGUUCAAGGAGAACUUACGCAAGACUAUCCCGUAUCAACACCGCGUGAACGACUACUUCUGGGGCACUCGUGGCGCGUUGCGCCAGCAUUUCGGCCCAAAAGCACGUAUACCUGAAUUAUUUGAAAGAAGAGACCGAGUCUACUUUACGCUCGAGAAUCAGAAGUUGAAAUGGUAUGCACCUGCACCAUUCCCUCAUCAUGAACUGUUGGAUGCAGCGGCAAGAGUGGGACGCGUAGAAGAAAGUAUCGGGUACACCUUCAAAUACAAGUUGUACUGCAUAGAGGCACUCAAGCAAACAAAUAGCACCACGCCACUCUACUUCCAAGGCGUUGUCAUCAAUACCGAUUGCAACAGACGUUUGGCUUUGUUGGGCGAUCGGGCACUCGACUUAGCUUUGAGUGAAAUUUGGUUCUAUACGGGAAACACAUUAGCGAACUAUACAGCUAUGAGUCUGAAAACCGUGACCAGAGCUGCCCUCAAUACCCAGGGUCUGCAAAUCAACCUUCACAAAAAUCUUAUACUCGCAACGGGAGCUACUAGCGCCACACCCAACCAGGUAGCAGAGACGUUUGAAGCUCUUCUUGGUGCUGUUUACAUAGAUUCAGGACAUGACGUUGAAGCAGUCAAACGUGUUAUCAAUACGCUUAAACUGGACCAGAACAGGUAUCUGAGGAGGGACGACGAUAGCAUAGCUGAGAGAGAGCGAAAAGAAAACGCAGCACAGCGGUUGGUCGAAAGCAUAGAGCGAGAACAAGACCAGAAAAGUAUGGCCGCGUCUCGCAAAAAGGCAGAGUUACGAAGAAAAGAGAAGGCUUCUCAGGCGGAGGCUAUGAAAGAGAAUGCGAUCGACCAGUCAAAAACAACGUGGACCAGUCUUUUCUCCCAAUUUCUCUAUGGUGUGCAACCACAAGCACAGCUAGACAAGGACAUGGUCAAUAUGACCAAGCAGAAGGCCCUAAAUACGUCUCCAGAAACUGAGAAAUCGAACUCGGCAGAUUUCGCGGACAGAGCUACUACAGAAGUGGAGUCGACCACUAUCGGGGACUACUUGAGACAAUAUACGCAGAAGCUGCUGGGACAAGAACCCUUUUCAAUGAAGCAGAGACGAAAAGAGGCACGAAAAGAGAGAGAGAAGAUGAAGCUAUUACAGGAGCAAGAGAAGAAAGAACGACAGAAGGUAAGGGAGAAGGAGAUAGCCUUGCAGAGUAUGAAGAAGCAGGAAAUACAGAAAGAGAAACAGAAGCAAAAGGAGCAAGAGGCCAAGAAAAAGGAGUUAGAGGCUCAGGAGAAGAAGAGACUAGAAGACCAAAGAAACAAGGAGCUAAAGGCUCAGAAGAAAAGGGAACUAGAAGCUCAGAAAAACCAGGAACUAGAAGCUCAGAAACAACAGAAACUAGAAGCUCAGAAGAAAAAGGAACUAGAGGCUCAGAAACAACAGAAACUAGAAGCUCAGAAGAAAAAGGAACUAGAGGCUCAGAAACAACAGAAACUAGAAGCUCAGAGGAAAAAAGAACUCGAGGCUCAGAGACAGCAGGAAAUAGAGGCCCAGAAACAACAGAAGCUAGGGACUCAGAAACAACAGGAGGUAGAACUUCAGAAACAGCAGAAGCUAGAGGCCCAGACACAGCAUGAACCCGACACUCAAGGAGAAAAGGAGCUAGUGGUCCAGACACAGAAGGAAUCCAAUGUCCAAGAAGAGAAGGAGGUGGAAGCUCAGGCACAAAAGGGCUCUGCUGUCCAAGAAGAGAAAGAGCUAGAAGCUCAGGCACAAAGGGACUCUGACGGUCAAGAAAAGAACGAGCUAGAAGCUCAGGCACAAAAGGUGCCAGAAGUUCACGAAGAAAAUGAGCUAAAAAAUCAGGCACAAAAUAACUCCGACGUUCAAGAAGAGAAGGUGCUGGAAACUCAGGAUCAAAAUGUGCCAGAAGCUCACGAAGAAAAGGAGUCGGAAGAGCAGAAAUAUACAGAGCUAGAAGCCCGGAAACAGAAUGACGGAGAGCAGCAAAUUCAGAAAGAGGAAGAAGACCACAGAGAGCCAGAUGGAUUGAGUGAAAGAGAAAAGAAGGAAAUAAAGUGGCGGAAGGAGGAAUUAAAGGCAGGGAUGCAGGAAGAUGAGGCACCCCUCCCUGCUGGUCUCCGACAACACGCAUGGAAUAUUGCGAACACAAAAGCAGGAACACUGAAAAGGCGGGGAAAGCCGUGCCAUGUUUAUGCCCUCUUUCAAGAACAGUUAGCAGAAAUAAUUCUUAGACAGAGACAAGGCAGCAAGAGACUUGAACGACGGGCAAAAUUGCGGGAGCAACGCAGAAUAAAGUGGCACGAGGACACUCCAGAAUCCACCCAGGAAGAGACAAUGGCAGCUCCUGUCACAUCUCAUGAAGAGGAACCAGUGUCAGCCCCGGUAUCGAAACAAGAACAGGUGAAGCCUUUGGAAAUACAGAAGCCUGCAAAGAGCGUCUCGCCGGUCCAGAAAAAAGGCAAACCAAAUGUCGAAAGGAGCAUCAGGCAGAUGGAAACCGAGCUUAUCCAAGAGCACCAGCGCGCAUGGCAAAAGGCUGGAACUGAUAUAUCAAAACCUGAGCCACGAGAGGGCGAUGACGCUCCCCUCCGACGUCCACUAAAAAUGACACUGAGACAACGACGUUCGCUCGCUGCGAGUAUCGAACAGUUGAAUGAUAAACGAAGCUCAAUGUCAAGCGAAGAAGGCAACUCCCACCAGGCUGAAGUGCAAGUAUUGCCGACCACAGAUGUCGUAGGGUCCGCCAUGAGGGCGCAUGUGGCGCAUGAGAGAAGAGCAAAUGACAGGUCAUGA